Spirodela intermedia is the source of this 6661-nucleotide messenger RNA. NCBI's taxonomy places the organism in Eukaryota, Viridiplantae, Streptophyta, Magnoliopsida, Alismatales, Araceae. The record is from the annotation of a GenBank genome assembly.
AUGGCCGUGUACUACAAGUUCAAAAGUGCUAAGGAUUUUGAUUCUAUACCCAUUGAUGGGCAUUUUAUAUCCGUUGCUAACCUCAAAGAGCGAAUUUUCGAGGUCAAACAUUUGGGCAGAGGUACUGAUUUUGACCUCAUGGUCUCCAAUGCGCAGACUAAUGAAGGUUCGUUCUUGUCUAGCUCUAAUUGCAUUCUAAUUAGCAUGGCAUGGAGGGAGAGGGUGAAAUAAAAAUGAAAACUUGAUUCUAGAUUUCCUUUUUCCUAUGGGCUUAUUGUAAAUGUUAUCCAACUUCUGAAGUCCUAGAUUCGUUAGCACUAUGAAACAAGAUUUGCUUGUCUGAAAACUGUGUCGAUUCUGACGACGAGGUAGAUCAUGGGCCUCCGAGGUUAAUCAAGAUAAUGAGGUGGGUAUGGUGUUUGCUAGGACAGCUGAAGAGCGUGCGUGAAUACACUAUGGGAUGGGGUCAUUCAUUCUACAUUUGGCAGUGCAGAUUGGACAAAUCUCCCUCCAAUUUUUUAUAGAUUUUCUACUGUCUUUUUCGGUUUCAGAGUAUGUGGAUGAAGCGAUGUUGAUACCUAAAAAUACAUCUGUGCUGAUACGUCGAGUUCCUGGACGUCCUCGGAAGACAAUUGUUGCCGCACCAGACGAGUACUGUCUCGUACUUCAAAUCUUGAUUGUCUUCUUUCUUUGUUUGUGGCUCUACUGCCCCAUUGGGCUUCGAAGACUGUUUGUAUUAUCAUCCUUAAUUUAUGCACAGUGUUUGAGUAUGCACUGUCUGUUUGACUUUGAUACCCCCGUUCUUUCAUUUGGUGAAUGCCUAAUCUCCUUUCAUGGGAGAAUUUCCUAAUAGCAGUCGAGUGAUCUGCAUGAUAAUGAAAUCUGAAGUGCGCUGUUACUCAUGUGCAGGCCGAAAGUUGAGGGUGAUAAGUUAGUUGAUGUUCCACAAUCCAAAAGUAGCAUGUCUAUUGCUGAUACGUCUGCUAUGAGAAUUGUAAGCGAAUUUUUAGCCAAAUAAUUCCUAGGCAGCGCUGCUACAUUUUAGAUAGCUGCCUCUGGUUACAUGUAUUGCGAAAAAUUCAGUAGGACCGUAGAUAAUCUAGAAAAUCACUAUUGGAUGGGCUUGAGUCGGCAGCUGAUAUUUUUAAUUGGGUCUGCAGCCUGAAGAACCUGAGUGGGAUGAAUUUGGGAAUGAUUUGUAUGAUAUCCCUGAAGCUCUACCGGUUCAAAGUAGUAAUCAAGUUGUGAAUAUCUCUCCUCCCAAUGUAGUUGACGAGGAGAACAAAAUUAAAGCAUUCGUUGAUACGACUGCUCUUGACUGGCAACGGUGAGAUAUCUCUUCCCGCAUUUAGCUUGAAACCAUUUACAUUCUGUGCGUAAUCAUCAUCUUUGAUUGGCUCAAUUUGGUUUUUUCAGCCAAUUACAAGAGAACGUUGGGUCUGGAAGAGGAUUUGGGCGUGGAAUGGGUGGAAGAAUGAUGGGUGGCCGGGGAAUGGGUAUGACAGGACAUCACAUCUUUGAUACAUAUUGUUAUUUUUAUUACCACGGCUUUUUUUCUGUUAAAAUGUCGUACAUUUAAAAGGACGCUGCUAUCCAUCUACUGCUCAAUGACACCAUCUUUAACUUCUAUAAUGUAGAACAAGUGCGUUGUUGUUUCUUUUAGUAGUGGAAAUGCCAUCUUGUGUGUUGGGAUAAAGUCGAGAUGCAAUGUUAAAAUGACAGAGGUUUCUGAUAUAUAUCUGGAGAAACAAAUGGGCUAAGGUGACUGAGGUGUGUCUUGCUUUGGAAGCAGAAAGCAACGACAAUUCCUGUCAGCUCGUUUUUCAUCGAUUUUGGUUUGUACGCAUAUUUUCUUGUGAUCGUGUGCAUUUUUCUAUUGGGAGAAAGAAUCCGAAUAUAACUUAAUGACGAGGAGAGUUUCACCUGAUAGAACAAGUGCCUAAAUAUGUCUACAAUUUGGUUUACCGUUGGGUCUGUCCUAUGAAGGAAACUCCUUCAAAGUCUUGUAGGAGUGGGUGCCCCUUGUCAGGUGUAAAUUUUUCGUAGAUUAUUUGUUAAAACCCAGGUUACCGCAUAAGAUCAUAUCGCACUGCAUGAUCUUAGCAUUUCAUGAAUUUAAAAGUUGGUGUUUUGUUUUGUCUUGAGAUAUCUAGUGAUGAUAUUGGUCUCCAGUGGCAGAUUCUUUUUCUUCACAAGGUAUCUCAUUUAUAAACUAUGUGACUUUGCGCAAUAUGAUUUGACGGUGGUUUUUCCUUGAAAAGUACAUGGGAUUGGUUGAUGUUCACCAUGUAAUACACCUUAGAGUUCAAGGUAUCGACUCGUAUGACAUACGGUUCUUGGAAGACACAGUGGUAUUGAAAUUAGUUCUGCUGUCUUGUAUAUCUACGAGACUGGGAAAUGCCAGAAUAAUAUGACUAAUGCCAGUUUCUGUGUCAUGAGACCAUAAAUGUAUUUCUGCUACUCAAAUUCGUAUCUUUUUUUUCUUUUCUUGGUACCAUUUCAUCUUGAAAGCAUCACGAGUUUCCUUGAGCAUACUUAUUGUUCCUUCUCUUUUGUUUGUUACCGUCAAUUGUUCUGAGAUAACAUCUCUAUAAACACCAGGCUUUUAUUAAGUUUACUUCAAUCCUUUGUGAUCAUGUCUGUAGAUAUAACGUAAUCUUGGGAUGCUGUUCAUGUCUCGCUGUUCUCAUUCUUAUUUUUUGAUAUGUUGCAUUUUUUGUUGAUCGAAGGUCGUGGUGGUGGUGCUGGUGGAGGUAUGGUAAGAAAGACGCCACCACAGGGUUAUGUCUGCCAUAGAUGCAAUGUCCCUGGUACGUAGGCACUGUCUCUGAUACCUUACUUUCUUCAUGAUGUAAUGGUUUCUUACGAUGUCUAUGGUUUAUUCAUUACUUCUUAGGGCAUUUUAUCCAACACUGUCCCACAAAUGGUGAUCCUAACUAUGACAUAAAAAGAGUUAAACCCCCAACGGGUAUCCCGAAGUCAAUGCUAAUAGCUACUCCUGAUGGUUCUUAUGCAUUGCCAAGUGGCGCUGUUGCUGUCAUGAAGCCCAAUGAGUGAGAAGGCUUCUCCCAAUUUUGUAUUGUCGCUGCCUCUUGGUAUCUGUUUUGCAUCGCUAACUCUGUUGACCUACUACUUUAAAUGCAGGGCAGCAUUUGAGAAGGAAAUUGAAGGGUUACCUUCAGCACGCUCCGUUACUGAUUUCCCACCUGAACUACGUUGCCCCCUUUGUAAAGACGUUAUGAAAGAUGCUGUUCUUACGAGCAAGUGCUGUUUCAGUAGUUUUUGUGACAAAUGUGAGCAAUUAUCUCUCUUAUUCUCCAUCGUUUAUCCCAGUAGGUCUGGGGGGUCACUUCCCUUCGCACUGCAAAUCUGUCUUAGGCAGUGACGAAUUUCAUCUCUACUCUUGUUUUCCUUCAAUAUCUACAAUGCUUUUUUUCAAGAUAGACGGUGUAUAUUUUUUUGGGGCUAAAAAGCAUUGCAUCCUUCAAGUACAGCCUCUGCUUCGUGAUUUUCCGCUCCUCGACAUAUGCUUACUGCUUUGCUAAUAAACGUUCUCAAUAAUCUCACGGCUGCAAUGCAUACCACCAUAUAUCUGAGAAUUACGAUCGCCAUAUCUGUCAGUCUUUGUUUGGCACUUGAAGUCUGGAAUUUAAUACAUUAGUUUAGGCCUUUUGACGUUCUAGUCUUCCCUGUUUAAGAAAUGACGAUGAACCGCUCUGUGCACACUCUCGCAUAAGUUUUGUAUGGACGACCGUGCGUUGACUUUGCGAUACGUUCCAUCGAGCUUUUUCAUCAUUUGUCGUACCGUGUUAUUUUAAAUAAUUUUCUGGUUCCUUGUGUGGCCAUCCAUCAUCACAGGCAUCAGGGACUACAUAAUUUCAAAGUCAAUGUGCGUAUGUGGAGCAACAAACAUACUUGCAGACGACCUUGUGCCGAAUAAAACGGUCAGGGUGACCAUCAACCACAUCUUGGAAUCAACCACGAGCAGCGCAGACAAUGCUGGAAGCCUGCAGCAGGUGCAAGGUAUCUAUUAUUAAUCUCCUACCUGCUCUUGUGCAUUCAAUAAGGGACCUGCAACCUUAUAAGAUAGAAUGAAGCCCAGUGAUCGCAUAAGAUUAUGCUUUUUUCCUAUUAAUUCAGAUAUGGAAUCUGCUCGUCCUGCGCAAAUGAAGGCGCCAUCACCUACCCAGUCAGCUACCAGCAAAGAAGGGAGUAAGGCUCUUCUGGGGAAGGAGCAGACCGAGAAUAGAGAGGUUGGUGAGUAUGAGAAUGAGAGCACGGGCGCCGCCUUGGCGGGACAGUCGCUGGAAAACAGAGCUCUGAAGAAUGCGGGGUCCGAGGCAGCUGCUCCAGAAUCCGCGAGUGCAAAGGAGCCGACGUCCCAGGAGAGCGGCGCCGCUGUCGUCCCCGAAGAAGAGGCCCCAGAGAGAAUACAGUCUUCCGAACAGGGUAAUGAUGGUAUAAUAUCAGCUGACAAGGGUUGACUUUCGAUCCCCCCUGUUUCUUCAUCCGACGCGCACCUUUUAUUUAUUUAUUUACUUGUUUUUUACUGAACUUUUGCAGGCAAGAAGAAGAAGAAGAAAAAGCCGCGGCUGCCCGGCGCUGGUCAGUAGUCAGACCCUUUAGUUCCCUCCCCACUGCUGUGAGUCGGUUGACUUUUUCCAUGGCUCAUAUCCUCUUCCUUAAUUCUGCAGGCGACAUGCAGUGGAGACCUUAUCCUGAUGUGGGGGGCCCGGAGAACUUUGGGGGGAUGCCGAUGGGACCCUACAAUCCGGUGUUUCCGGGGGGCAUGCCGUGGGGGAUGGACGGGUACUUGGGUCCCCUGCACGGCGCCGCUAUGCCCUUGAUGGGGUACAUGCCCGGGCCCUACGACGUCCCUUACGGCGGCAUGAUGCCGCCGCAGGACCCCUACGCCGCCGCCGCCGCUGCUGCCGCCGCCGCUCAAGGUUUUAUGAUGCCCGUUCUCCCUCAAAUGUAUGUUCCCUCAACUCUCUUCUACUACUAAUACUACUUCAGUAAUUGGGAGUGCUGACAAGAAGAAGAGGUGUUCUUGGACGGAUGCAGGGAUCUGUCGGAGCUGAGCAUGACCGGGGCGAACCAGAGCCUCCCUCCGCCUGGGAUGAGCAGGGAGGAGAUGGACGCGAGGAGGGCGGCCGAGUUCCGGAGGCGGCGAAGCGAGGCCGACCGGCGGAGCGAGAGGUUGCCGCCGGAACUCAAUUCCAUUCCAUUCAAUUCAAAUUCAGUUCCCCCUCCCUUUCUUCUUCUUCUUGGCUCCGCUCCCUCCUCCAGCUGGGAGGGACGGCUUGCUCUAGGUCUGUCUCUGAAACAGCAGGAUCAUCGAUCGGUUGUGGGUGGCGCAGGGGACGGUCGAGGGACAGGGAGAAGGAGGACGCCCGCCGCGACGCCGACAUCUCCCCCCCAAGAUCCAGAUCUGUACGUGUCUGCCUCUCUCUCUCUCUCUCUCGUAGCAACCCCCCAAGAUACCAAGUAUCUCCUCCCUCCCUCCUCCCCCCCGGCCUUCUCUUCGAAUGCGGUCGCUCGUUCGGUCGGCUCGCUCAAGAACUGGAGGGUUUUUUUGCGUGGGGGAGAGUUAGUGAGUGGCUGAUGACUUGUGGAGCGAAAAACGUGGCUGACUGAUGUCGCGUGUACGUUGUGCCUUUUUUGUUCCCUUUUUCCCGUGCAGCGAUCGGAGGCCGCGGACCGGGGGAAGGCGGCGGCAGGGGCCCGGGCGCCGAGCCAGGACCGGGCCGACAGGUCGUCGGCCAGGACCAGCAGCGGCACUAGCCGUGGCCCCAGCGCCGACCGGUCCAAGAUCACUAGGACGACGAGCGGCGGGGACAGGUCCAAGACCACCAGGACGAGUAGUGGCGGCGGCGAGAAGACCAAGAAGAGCAGGACGAGUGGUGACGGCGGCGAGAAGACUAGGAGCAGGACCGACAACAAAGAAAAAGCGGAGAAGAGCCGCGAGGAUCACCAGCGGCAGUCGCCGUCGCGCCGUUCCUCCUCCAGGAGGAGCAAGGCAGAUGAUGAUCAUCGCCAUGAUAGAGAGGGAGAGGGAGAGGGGGAGGGAGAGGGAGGGGGGGUCCCUCUCCCUCUCCCUCCCCCCCCGCCGCCACCGCCCCCGCCGUUGCCGGCGACGGCGGGGGGUGACCGGAAGCACAAGGGCAGCGUGUUCUCGCGUAUCAGCUUCCCGGAAUUGUCGGAAGGGACCGUCGGCGGCGGCAGCAGCAGCAGCAGCAGCAGCAAAAAGAAGAGGAGAACCCCGGAGGAGGCGGCGCCUCCUCCUCCUCCCCUGCCCAACGGGGUGAAGGAGCAGGACGACCACCGCAAGGCGCCCAAGGGUUCCUCCUCAUCCACCGCGGCGGUGGCGACCACCGGCGGUCGGCGGGGUGGCGGCGGCGGCGGAGGUGCUGCUGGUGCGUCGGAAGAACAGGCUGCUGAGUCGGACGAGGACUACCACUUUAAGAGAAGGCCGGCCGCCGCCCGCCACGAGGACGAGGAUGCCCCCGACCGGGUGGGGCCCUCCUCCUCCUCCGCCUCCAAGGCGUCGAGGGACCGGGACCGGGACCGGGACCGGGACCGGGACCGGGACCGCGACCGCGACCGCGAUCGUGAUCGUGUAAGAGACCACGGCCACCAUCGUGCCGCCAAGCGCCGAUAA